This is a messenger RNA of Camelina sativa (false flax), 480 nucleotides long. Lineage: Eukaryota; Viridiplantae; Streptophyta; Magnoliopsida; Brassicales; Brassicaceae. The record is from RefSeq and is a predicted model, not a curated record.
AUGGAUGAACACGAUGCUGAGAAUGCUCGACGUGAUGAGGAGCAACGACUUCUUGACACUCAGAUGGCAGGGGUAGUCUCAUACAUGAAGGAAAAAGAUCCCGCGUAUGCAGCACUAGUCGCUACUCAACAACCGCCGCCAGCAACUACUACACCAAACACAGCACCAGCCAACGACACAACAGCUAUUUCCCUAACCGUAACCUCACCAGAAACUGCACCACGAACCAUACCAGCGACCUUUGAGAUGUUACACUCAUACAUGAAGGAAAAAGAUCCCGCGUUUGCAGCAUUUCUCGCUACUCAACAACCUCCGCCAGCCACUACCACACCAAACACUGCACCAGCCAACGACAAAACAGCUAUUCCCCUAACCGCACCAGGAACCUCACCAGAAACUGCACCACGAACCACACCAGCGACUGCAUCAACCAAUUUACCCUUAUCAAACACUUCCUCAUCUACUUCUCCAGCAUCCUAA